Messenger RNA from Rhinichthys klamathensis goyatoka, 1412 nucleotides. RefSeq lists its product as uncharacterized. The transcript has 9 exons. The record is from RefSeq and is a predicted model, not a curated record. Gene Ontology annotation, molecular function: phospholipid binding; protein binding. NCBI's taxonomy places the organism in Eukaryota, Metazoa, Chordata, Actinopteri, Cypriniformes, Leuciscidae. Gene Ontology annotation, cellular component: cytoplasm; plasma membrane; endosome. Gene Ontology annotation, biological process: regulation of endocytosis; cytoskeleton organization; plasma membrane tubulation. Bases 41 to 1225 code for a protein of 394 amino acids.
AUGCAUGUAAUCAGACUGUCUUUUGCAGCCAGCUGCGACCAUGGCGGACCCUCCCGCAGGCCCACCUGAGGAUCUCAACAAAAUCAGCUUCUGGAUGCCAGGAAAUUUCGUGCGGACAGUGCGGAGGACAUCAGAGUCGCACCAAGCGUGUAAUGACAUCAUAGCAUGUAUGAAGGACCGGGCUCGUGUGGAGCGACAGUACGCCCGUCAGCUGACUGAGUGGAGCAGCAAGUGGAAAUCAAUCACUGACACUCGGCCGCUGUACGGGUCCCUCUUGCGAGCGUGGCAGUGCUUUUUCUCGUCCACCGAGCGUCUGUCUGCCCUUCACACGUCCAUCUCCCAGUCUCUGGUUUCAGAAGACGGAGAGCGCAUUCGCUCGUGGAAGAAAGAGACGUUCCCGCGGAAAAUGUUCUGCGGCUUCAGGGAGUCACAUGACCUUGGGACGGCUUUCUCACGUGCUCAGAAGCCCUGGGUGAAAAGAUUAAAGAAGCUGGAAAAGGCUCGUGCGGCGUAUCAUAAGUCAUGUCAGAGGGAGCAGAUCGCUCAGGAAAAAGAGAAUCAAGCCAAACACAACGCCAACCUGAGUGAGAGCAAACUGUCCAAGAUUCAGCAGACGAGAGAGAAAGCCACACAGGAACGCAGCAAGGCACGUGAUCGUUAUGAGAAGGUCCUAGAGGACGUCACCGGCUUUGCACCGCGAUACAUGGAGGAAAUGGAGUCUGUGUUCGACCAAUCACAGGAGGAGGAGAAGAAGAGGAUCAGCUUCCUGAAACAGGCCUUCCUGUCCAUUCACAGACACCUCGACAUCACCAACAAUGAGAGUAUAAAAGCAGUGUACGGUGAACUACAUCACACACUCAUGUCCAUCAGUGAACCUGAUGAUCUCCGCUGGUGGAAGAACAACCAUGGGCCGGGCAUGCCAACCGACUGGCCCAAAAUAGAGGACUGGAAUCCUCCGAUUAAAAAACAUAAACCGGGAAAGAAACCAAAAGCACACAGAGGACCUGAGGAGAAAGCGGUCAUGAUCGGAGGAGUGCGUGUGCGAGCGCUGUACAACUACACCGGAGAGGAAGAAGAUGAACUGUCCUUCAGAGCAGGUGAAGAGUUCCUCAAGAUUGAGGAAGAGGAUGAUCAGGGCUGGUGCUGGGGGGUGAAGGAGGGCGGAGUCCAAGGCUUUUACCCAGCCAAUUACGUGUUACCUGUGAAAGGACAUCAGGAAUCAUAGAUGAGGCACAACCAUUCAUAUUUACAGUUAUGGAAAACAUUUAUACGGUGCCCAUCAAAAAAUAUGUAAAUGUCUGAAUGUCAUUGCAUUUUCUUUUAGACUUUUUCAACACUAUAUCUGUUGUUUUGUCAUUUAACCCUUAAAUGCAUGAAUGUUUUGCCAGUCAUUACAUAUUCGGGUCUUUAGC